AUGAGGGAGCAUGCCAUCAUCUCGGGCUUAGACUGCCAUGAGUAUCCGAGGAAAUAUUUGAAGCUCGGGAGUACGAAGUUUGUGGAUUAUUACUUUGGUGGACUAAAGAAGAUCACCAUAACAGAUGUGGAGCACAAGCUGUUGUCUAUGAAGACGCCAUGCAAUGAUAGAUUGAAGAUGGCUGUCUUGUUCUUCCUUGGUCGGGUUAUCAGAGGACAUGCAAAGGAUUGCGGACCAGUAUACCCGUUCAUCUUAAGGAUCGUGGAAGAUUUGGAUGUUUGCAGAACAUUUCCAUGGGGUCGUUUGACAUUUGAAGAUGCAAUAAAGAACAUCAAGCAUAUGAUGGAGCUUCUGAAGGGUGAAGUGCACUCGGCAUGCGGCUUUCCUGGAUUCAUAAUUCCAUUAGAGGUAAAGCAUACAAUUUAG
This is a messenger RNA of Brassica rapa (field mustard), 426 nucleotides long. RefSeq lists its product as uncharacterized. The record is from RefSeq and is a predicted model, not a curated record. Lineage: Eukaryota; Viridiplantae; Streptophyta; Magnoliopsida; Brassicales; Brassicaceae.